AAAGUCGAUCCAAAGCGCAAUAAACUAGCAGUACGUAGUGGCACCCGUCACAUCCUCCGUUGGAUCACGCGCGCUUGGCAUUGUAAAUUGGCGUGGGAUCGCACGCAACGGUCCAGAUCAAGCGCGCCGUCUCUUUCUUUUUCCACCUGCUCCACACCCCGAGCGAAUUAAGCAAGCCCCGUGUCUACGUGCAACGAGUACGUACGUAGCUCAUUUUGUCUAGCGUGAUCCACUGUAAAUCUCGUGUACUCUGGACCGCUUUCUCGGAGAAAGUUUGUAGCCGGGCCGGCGAGCAUUCCGAUCGAUCCGACGACUAGGUAAAUGUAAACACUCGCCGUGCAGAUCCGGAUCGAUCGUGGGGUGGUGCGCCGAGGACUCCUCCGGCUUCCAGUUCCGAAGCCACGCCUCGGCACGAGCGCAGCAGGUCUACCACCACCACCACGUCCUCCUCACUCUCUUCCGAGCGUGCCAGCAGCGGCUGCGACAUGGCGACGGAGCUGGAGAAGCAAGGCAGCGAUCAGGGCGAGACGUCAUUGUCGUCGGCGCGGGUGCGGCUUCUGGAGCGAGAGGUGGCGGUGGCGAAGCAGACGGAGGCGAGGAUGCUGGAGUCCCUGAUCCACCGGACCAAGGAGCUGGAGCAAGCCAAGGUCGCGCUCCAGGAGGCCAAGCUCGAGGCCGCCACGCUGCGGCAGGGCGCCGGGCCCGCGCAGGGGCAGUGGAGCGUCAUGGACCUCAUGUUCGGCGGCGUCGACGAGGAGAUCAACGGGCUGAGGGGCAGCCUCCGGUCGGCGCUGGCCGCCGAGGAGAGGAGCCGGACGGCGGCGGACGACCUCGCCGCCGCGCUCUCCGCCGUCACCUCGGAGGCCAAGCAGGUGAAGGCGUGGCUGUCUGACGCGCAGGCCGAGCUGGAGCGCGCCAACGCCGAGGCCGGCCGCCUCGAGGGCCUGCUGCGCGCCGCCGAGGCGGACCUGCGGUCGGCGACCGAGCAGCUCGACGGCGUCAUGUCGGAGUGGAAGGAGGCCGCGGCCGCGUGGCGCGCAAGGGAGAAGGCGAUGCUCGGACGCGCCCACGCGGCCGAGGAGGACGCCGACGGCGCCCGGCGUGAGAACGCCGAGCUGGCCGAGCUGCACCGGGCGGCCGGCCACGAGAACGGCGGCCUGCGGCGCGCGCUGGAGCGAGCGGUGGAGGAGGCCAACGCGGCCAACGAGUCCCUCGAGUUCGCGGGCAGCGAGAACUCGAAGCUCCGCGACGCCAUCGCCGAGAAAGAGCGCGCCAUGGGGUCCCUGAGGCUGGAGAACGAGUCGCUCAAGGCCAGCGAGGCUGCCGCGCAGGGGCGUGCCGUGGAUCUAAGCAACCAGCUCACGGCGGCAACCCAAAAUGCGGCCGCUGCCGCCGAUGGAGGCACGGGCGGCGGAGAGAAGGCAGCGGCGGGGCUGCUACUGGAGAAGUGGAAAGCCGACGCGCAGGGGAAGCUCGGUGCGGCAGCGUUCCUGGACUCCGGCAGGGUGAUGGCCGCGGGCCGGAAGGAUCGGAUGUUCGCGUCCAUCAGCAACCUCGCGGAGCUGAGGUCCGCGGCGGCGGCGGCGGCCAUGGACGAUUACGACUACGAGUUCGACCACUUCGAUGGCGGAAGACAGUACGGUGGCUUGGAGCAUGCCAUGAAGCACAAGAAGAGGAGGUCCGUUCUGCGCAAAUUCGGUGAUUUUUUUAGGAGGAGAAGCCUGCACAAGUCAGACUUUGCGCCGGUUCUAUAGCUAGGUGGAUAGUACUAUUUGUGUGAUGCUUUGCAUUGUGUGUUUGCAUGAUACCCGUACUGUGAAAUACACCCAUAAUAAAUGCUACUCUGUUCAUAUACAAGA
This is a messenger RNA of Aegilops tauschii subsp. strangulata, 1859 nucleotides long. RefSeq lists its product as uncharacterized. The record is from RefSeq and is a predicted model, not a curated record. NCBI's taxonomy places the organism in Eukaryota, Viridiplantae, Streptophyta, Magnoliopsida, Poales, Poaceae.